ACUAUGAAAGGCAGUAGUGAGGAAGUCCGCAGUGGGACUUCAGGGGAAAAUGAGGAGGCCUCAGCAUUGCAGCAGCCAAGCUCCCCUCCAGGAGAAGCCACAGAGCCUGAAGGAAAGCCCAGCAGUGCUGCAUCAUGGGAGGAAGAGACCGAUGGCUCUCUCCCCACCAAGAGUCGCCCAAACUUCUUCUAUCGCAGGAAGCGGGCUGUCAGGUCAAAACUCAUGGGGAAAUAAUAGUCCGGGUCCGGAUUAGCUCUAGUAACAUGCUAAUUAACGUUAGCAUGGCUGGGAGCAGAGCAGUUCCGAGUGGGAAGGUGAACCGUCAGCUGUUUGAUGCUCAGGUUCAGCUGUCCAGAUCUCUGCUGGGAAGACGGAGAGACACAAGAACAGAGUGUCUUUCUGCUGAGGAUAGUAACACACACUGCAGUGCAACCAGCAGGUUGUUGUGUCCUCUUUCGAAGAGAGGACAGCAGGUGGAUGAUGCUGAUGAAGUUUACGAAGUUCUACAACUCCCUGACUCAGUGGUGGUUAAUUGUCCAAGCUCUGACAUCAUUGAACGACUGAAAGGGAAAAAAAGCAAAAGACAUGAGGAAGCUUUGAAACAGCUGGACACAGAGUUCACAGAUAUAACUCAGGUAUAUGAGACUCAGGUGAAGACAGUCAGUGACGAGCUGCUGUGCUCUCUAAAGGAUGUGGCCUGGAGUUUAGACAUCUUCAAAGACAGAAUGGCAAACCUGGAACACCUUGAGGAUGUCAGUUUGCAGGAUAUAAAUAAUCUCUGGGAAGAGUUGGAGGAGAAUGUGAAGACAAAGAAGAUCAGAAUAAAGGAGCUGGACCAGAAACUGACUGAAACCGAGAAUAAGAGAACAGACCAGGCCAGAGUUGUGCUAGGGAAAUACUGCCCCCUGCUGGAGAGGAUAAACUUUCUGCCUCCAUCUGAUGUCCAUAGGCUGAUACACAACAAGGCCACAAUGUUGAAUCAGUCUUUGCUGGCGAACCGUCGCUGUGUAGCUCGACUGCUACUGAACCUCCAGCAGGAAAAUCUCCAACAGGCGUCUCUCCUGCGUUACCAGUGGGAGAAUUGCCUCAGUCGCUGGAGGGACAACAGAGUCAGAGAGGUCAUAAGUCACUAUAGCAGUCUCUUCUGCAGUCAUACAGAUCAGCGGCUGGUCACAAACCAGCAGGUGGUUCAGAAGAUGAAGCAAACCCAACAAGAUUUGAUAGAGAGACGCUGUGACAUCGUCAACAAAAUUUGCUCACUGGUCCCACCCUCCUGCUCAAUUUCUCUUGUUUCUGACUGGUUCAACCUGCUGACAGACAUCAAUCAGCACAUUGACAGUUUCCAUGAUGACUUCCUCCAUGAGCUGCGGUUUUAUUAUGAGCAGACGUGGCAGAAUCGCCAGGCUGAGGUCAAGCGCUGUAAGGAGGAGCUCUCAGCUCUGCAGCUAACAGAAGAGGAGGUGAAUGACUCUGUCAUCUCUCAACUGCUCCCUCUGAUUGGUCAGAGCCAGAGUCUGGAUGAGGAACAAUUGGCUAAUUUUGAUAAGAGCUGUAAGUCUCUAGCUGAUCGCGCUCGAAAUCUCAGCAGGAGUGUUUUUUCUGUGAUGCGUGGUGCAGCAUUGCUAUGGGAAACUCACAGCUUCAGGCUAAAGAACAAAGAGGAAGAAUUGCAACAACAGCUGGACACACUCAGAGAGUCACAGCAGCAACAAAUACAGAGGAAGAAGGCACAUCUGGACAUCCUUCUGAGUAGAUUUUGUCAAGAGGCCAGUGAAGACUCUUUGAAGACAUCUUUAGACAAAGCUGUCCUCUACCUGCAGGAAGUACAAAAGAGCUACAGAGAAUUGGUUGCAGAUCAGUGUCAGCUGUUGGAUCACCUUCCAUCUCUCCUCCUGGAGGAGCUCUUCUGCUACAGCUCCAGCCUCAGCUCAUUCUUUCACCUCAACCACACUUACAGACCGAGCCCAGAGGAGCUGCAGGAACUCCAUUCAUCCUUCACCACCUUCGUUGACCAAGAAAACUGUGAAGGUCCUAAAAUACAGAAACUGGAAGAAAUGAAAAUGAAUCAUCCCAUCACUUUUCAGACUGGCACAGACUCUGCUCAGUCAUCAAAGUCUUCUUGGCUGCCUGAGGCUGAGAAUGCCCUGGAUCUCCUCUGUGACCACAGCAAUGAUGUCAAAUUCACAUCAUCAAAGGGUGUAGCCUACAGUGGACCAGCCUUCACAUCCUCAGCUCUUUACCUGCCAGAUCAUCUGCUGCAGGAAACACACCUGACUUUGUUUCCUGUAGAGCUACUCACACAAAAACUCAACAGGAUACGGAGUUUGUUCUUGGACAGCCUGGAGCAGCAUUUUCAUGAUGUCCUCAACUCAGCCAUUACUGUGGUGAAGCACAGAAAGGAGGUGUUACAUUGUGAGCUGGAGCUUCAACUGCAGCAGCUGAGCCACCAGCACAUCCAUACCCACAUUUACCAACCUCGCCUUGAUGAGCUACAGCUUCACAAACAGUGUGUAGAUGCUCACUGUGAAGAGGUGGCUGACAUCUUGGCCUCCUGCAGGAUGGACCUGCAAGAGCUGCAGACUUCAAUUGACAGGAAGAGCCAGGAGUUCAUAGCAACAGUAUCCAACAUGGAGGACAAAGUCCUGACAGCUGACAACAGCCAACGUCUGGAGGCUGUGAUUUCUGCCCUGCAGGACUGUCGAGAUCAGCACAUCAAAGACAACCAGCACUGUCAGACCACCUUCAGACAGAGUUUUCAGCUAAAACUGAUGGAGGUCAGACACAAAACAACCCAACUCCUCAACUCUCUCAGAUUGUUCAGUGAGGGAGGCAAUUUUGCCCCUCGUGAGGUGAAAUUGUUUCAAAGGAGACUGAAAGUGGAAACCAAAAACAUCAAAGUAGCAGAGGAGGCCAUCUAUUCUGAGCUGGAUGUAUUUGGGUCGAAGAGCUUACAGCAGGUGAAGGAGGUGUCUGGUCGGUUUGAGGAAACACUCUCCCUCCUGAAGUCAGAGGUCAUGUUCAUGGAGAAGAUCAAGAAAUUUAUCAGCAGCACACAAGUUAACAUCAAGGCUGAGGCUGCCAGCAGUAACCAGCAGCAGGCAGCCAUCAGCAGCAGGUUGAAAGAUCUGAGGAGGAUGGUGGAAGACACACAGGCGACUCCAGAUCAUGUGUGUUCUCUCCUGUCCUCAAUCACAGAGAAACUCAGAAAGCGCUGUCAGUACCUGGACUUUUCCCCGGAUAACACCUUGCAUGAGAGUCUCUCAGCUCGCCCCAAAUCCAGGAAGCAGGUGUGCUCAGACCCGCCCCCUGGUUUUCUGCAGCCAAGCAGGAAAGAUGUUGACUUCCUCCAUGACCCUGCCAUUGGCAUCAUCAAAUCCCUAAACAGGUUUUCCAUGACUCAGGAUGAUGCAGCAAAAGCAGCUGAGAGAGAGGAGGGAGGAAGAGCAGUAUCUGCGGUUGAAGCGUCUCCCUGCAGGCACAGUGAAAAAGAAUACAGUCAGAGUUCUUUACAACGUCAUCAACGGAGAUUUACUGGGUCUGUUAGUAACCUAAGUGCGGGCAGAGGCUGCAGGCCUGUAAGCUCUGAUCGGAGGUUCCAGGUUUUUGGACCCAAACCAGAUCCAGAACAAACAACACACUCUUUAAGCUCUGCUGUGAACUCUGUGUUAUGGAAAGCCAACGAUGUCAUCCUGCUGGUCGCUGAGGACUUUUACCAGAGCAAGCGUGCCAGCAGCUGUCUACUUGUUCCUGACAGUUUGGACAAGUGGGCUGAGAGCAUGCAGCAGAGGCUGCUGGGAUACCAGGAACAGGCCAGGAAGCUUCUGAGCACAAGCAGACAGGAGUUAAUGAACCAGUUUUCUGUUUUGGAAGAACUGCUCUAUUUGUUACCCAAAGUUUUAAUCAGCAACCAUGAGCAACAGCAUGAGGCACAGCUUAGAAAUGAGGUGGAUGGGGUUAAAAUGAAGCUGGAUGAGACCCUGGAGACCAGUGAGAAGGAAAAGCAUGACAUUGUCAAUCAGCUGCGAGUUUCUCUGAGAGAUGAUGAGCUUCAGACACUGAACAGUAGAGAGAAACUCAGGCAGCAGCAUCUUCAUGACACCAUUUGCUUGGCACACCAGGAACUACAGAAGUGUGUAAGAGUCAGAGCGGAGAAGUUUGUGACAUCAUUGGCCUCACUAACAGAGAAGCUGCUGCAUCUGUUGGACAGCCUGUUCAUGUCUGCAGGCACAGAAGCAGCACCAUUACCCCAGAACUCUGGAGAGAGCACUGUAACCAUGGAGACAGGAGCUGAAACAGGACAGAAACUUUGCACAGUCAGCAGAACUUUCCCCGGUAUCCCGUACCUGAUGCCCUCAGCUGACACUAAAGCUGACCCACCAUCGAGUGCUGCCAUAGCAACAACAGCGCCCAUCACCACAACCAGAUGCACCUCUUUUCAUGUGGCAGUUAUUGAGCAGAGAGAAUCUGCUGUGAAGAGGUUUGAGCAGCUGUUAAAGUCGGAGUCUUCGCAUUCAGAUGACGACAAAGAAAGACGACUGAGGAUGCUUCAGAGGUGGAGCACCCACUGGGGACAGCAGAUACGCAGUCUGACAAAUACAUACUGACACCUUGGAGCCAGAGUGUGAUCCCUGUAGCUGAUUAGCUGUUUGUUGUGUGCAUUAUAAUUAAUCAGAUGUACUGAUAGUUGUGAAUAAAGCCCAGAAGAAGGAGAAGAGAGUAUUACACAACAGCCUGCUGUCAGCCUACCAUGGGAUUGGAAAGUUGAGUUGUUCAUCAUAUAUUUGACAUUUAAAAACACACUACUUUUUUACUGGAUAGGCUACACAAAGGCAGUGAAGGAAGCUGGAGAAGCUGAAACAGGUAUUGAUUUAAUACUGCAGCAUUUCACUUUAACAUGUUUUAAAAAUGACUCCUAGUGAGUCAGGACUCAAAAGUGGGCUGUUGAGUUAUCUUCAGUGGGUCAUGAAUGUGUUUCUAGAAACAUAAAAUGGGGAUGAAAGUCUUUAAUGAACAGAAACCCUUAGCAGACAUACAUCCAUAUCUUCAUAUCUUCUUCUUCUACAUUUUCCCCUAAUAAGAAGUAGUUUCUGCUUUUUUUUUUUUUAAGUCAACUAAUUAUUUUUUUUUUUUUAAUCAGGGUAACAAAGCUGUUUUUACCUGUAACAGCAAAUCAGUAUCUUGACAUUUUUAGAAAACAGCCAAAAUUGACUAAUAUCAGGAAAAUAGAGUAAAAUAAAAUGUUUGCAUCUCGGGGCUUCUGUAGUGAAGCACUUUUUUGUUUCAUCCUGUCCUGUGCUUAAAGGAUCUUGAAAAUACACUACGGCAGAUUUCAUAAGUGGCUGUUGCGUGAAUUAUUAAAAACUUAGCUGCUUCAAAUGUUGUGUUACAACAGAACAAGAUAAUACAAAUAAAAGAUGAUCUUAUGAAUGUUAAAAAAUGAAGUGAAUGCAGUGUUCACUUGACACUGGCUGCUGAAGCACCAGCGGUCACAUACAUUACCACCAAUGCUCAUUUUUAAUGCAACAGUAAACAUUUUCAGUGCCUGGUUUAAAUACUGAAUUUUAUCUUCGUAGCCUGACAUGAUAGGUGCAUGGCAGUCUGUCUGAUGAGCUGAUGGGGUAUAGGUCGGGAGGGUAAAGGCCUUUCUAAUCUUUAGCUUUGCCUGGUGUUAUCUUAAGCUAAAGUUAAUUUUAGACAGCAUUUCUAAUAUGGCAGCUACUUCUGUUGGGCUCAAAGUCCCCUUCAAUGACCAACAGAUGAUGUCAUGAAGACUUCGUCCAUGUUUAUAUAAUGUAUACGGUUUAACAUACCAACAGGAAGAAAGCAGAUAAAAUUAGAGCAAAGUAAACAUCAGAAAUUCCUAAAAGACAUUAACUGGAAUCUGCCAUACAAUUCU
Cheilinus undulatus (humphead wrasse) is the source of this 5896-nucleotide messenger RNA. It is a transcript of the gene ccdc180, whose product is annotated as coiled-coil domain containing 180. The record is from RefSeq and is a predicted model, not a curated record. The coding region runs from base 135 to 4604 and encodes 1489 amino acids. Lineage: Eukaryota; Metazoa; Chordata; Actinopteri; Labriformes; Labridae. The transcript is spliced from 42 exons.